This is a messenger RNA of Xyrichtys novacula (pearly razorfish), 33315 nucleotides long. Lineage: Eukaryota; Metazoa; Chordata; Actinopteri; Labriformes; Labridae. The record is from the annotation of a GenBank genome assembly.
GCUUCCAGGACUGUUUUGGGGUGGAUGUGAUGACUGUCAACACACGUACAGGUAAGAGCAGCAGGCUGGGAUCAAAGCCAGCAGGUAGCCUGUCAGUCAGCCUUGCAGCGAUCCGCUUGGCAGGAUCUGCUGAAUGUAACUGUGUCUCGGUGUUAGUUUCCAGGCAGAGACGCCCCUGCUGAGCUGUCCUCAGUGUGCAGUGUGAGAGCUGAUGUAAAGACAAAUGAACAGUGACGAACAGAGUAUGAUGCUGCUGUGUGAAAUGUAUUGAAUUACGCAAAACUGUUAUUUUGUGUUGAGCUGUUCUUUGGUUAUUGCACAUCCAGAAGUAGGGCUUUUUAAAUUCCAUUAAUCAGUCUUUAUUUAUAGAGCGUCAAUUUAUCACAAAUGUUAAGCCCCCGGUUGAGAGAUCAGACCCACUCCCCUCUCAUCUUCAACCGCAUGAGUGAAGCAUUUUGCAGCAUUUAUCCAGUUACAGUGGAGAGGAAGAACUUCUUUUAACAGGUAGACACCUGGCACAACAGGUAGAACCAGACUCAGUCAUCUUCCGCUAUUGCGUUAGGUUUGGAGAGUAGAUAAAGGGAGAUGCAGAAAGAGAGAGAUGGGCAGAGGUGAGACUGAUGCAGCUGGAAAGCAGGCAGGUCCACAGCAGCAAAACCUCAGAUUAAAGAGGUUGACCUGCUCUCAGGUGCUCACUGUAAGAGUCACUCUCAAAGGUUGCUUUACUGUCCCUCAAACAGGGAUAUUUUUCCCCUCCUGUUGUGUUUGUUAUCAUUACCUAAGUUGACCCAUGUUAUAAAAUAGUUUGGUCAUUUGUGUGUUUUGAUAAAUCCUGGGGUUUCAAGUGUUUGAAUGUGUUUUUUUGUGUUUUUAGUGGGUCAUUUUGUGGUUAGUUGUUCACCUCACGUUGCCUCUGUUGAUGUAUAUUUAAAGGUAUGAGUGAAACAUAUACCACAUACAGUAUUUGAAUGAACUCCAACACUGUCUGUUUAUUAUCAGCUGUUGUUUGAGGCUAACCCACAUGGACUGACUCAUGUUUGUGUUUACGCAGAGGUCACUUUUGUUCUCACACAGCAGAUUUGUGCAUAUGUGUGUGCAGUUAAGUGUUUAUGGGAAAUGGAGUGAGUGUGGACGUAUAAGGUUUCAGAUUUAGCAGCUCUGACGUACACUGUUGUCUGUGGGUGAACUCAGUCAGAGCCCUCCUCUUCAUGUUUACAACCAUCAGCCUGUGUGUGUGUGUGUGUGUGUGUGUGUGUGUGUGUGUGUGUGUGUGUGUGUGUGUGUGUGUGUGUGUGUGUGUGUGUGUGUGUGUGUGUGAUUAGAUGGAUUUUUGUGAUAUGAGACUGUAGCUGACGCAGAGAGCAGAAGUGUUAGUAUGUGUAUGUUCCAAAACACCCUCAAAGAGUUUCAGUUUGGGGGGAUGUGGAUGAUGAUAGGGGGGAAAUUAAAGGGGGCCAAGGCAGAGUGUGGUGGUGUUUGGAGUCUUUACAGUUUCAAUAUGUUCAAACUUACAUACAUAUAAUUAACAACUUAAUUAUAAACAGCUUUCUCUCUAAUGACUGUCUCUGAGAGAUUUUUCUCGUAAAUACAGAACUGGAUUCUUCUUUCAAGUUGCCAGCUGCAAACUGGUGACAAAAGAGGCUAAAAACAAGCCGCUCUCAGUUUUGAUAAUGUAGAAGAAUACGCAAGAGUCGAGUGUGAAUUUGGGCAUGUAUGCUGUUAAAGAGACCAAAACACAACCAAACUAGCAUGUUGUUUUGCUUAAAACGGGCUCUUUUUUUGGCUAAGUAUGUGGUUCCCAGCGCUUAUGCAACCAGCCUCCAGUGGACACUUAGGGAACUGCAAUUUUUAGCACCUCAUUUCACUGGACUGGGCGUUGCCAGUUUGUUUUAGUCUUGAAUUAAGCUACAUGCAUGAUAUCACUUAAUAUUCUUCUUUUCUUUUCUUUUCUAUAUAUGGCUGUUAGAUUGCUUGGCUAUUAGCUAUCGAUACAACAUUUCCAUUUCUACACAUUUCAGCUUUGAGUAAAUGAACCUUGUGAAAUGCUCGAUUCAUUGAAAAGACCCCUCAAUCACAAUAACCAGUGACCAGCAGAGGGGGGUGUCACGAGUCCAGAUCAUAGACUGUAUAUAGAAUGGACACUGCCUCCCUCCUCGCUGGGUGAAGCCACUCUGAGAACAGCACCCUCUGGUGACGGGCUGCAGUAUAGGUCAUAAAUCCUGCCUCCGCCAGCAAAGCUUAUAGGGCUGUGGACAAAUUUUACAAAUUUGUUACACAGGAUAUAAAUUUUCCUCCCCCCUGCUUAUGAUGUUGACAUGAAGUUUUUGACUGGUUUGUGCUCAAGUCCUCUUUUUUCUGUGCACCUCCAUUUUUUAAAAGUUAUUAGGGGGUUCAUCUUUUCUAUGAUUGACACUUGAUACAGCCUAUUGGCGUACGAAGAUUCUGUAGCUCACCCGGGGAUACGCUGUUUGAGCCGAGCAUCAUCACACCAACUCUCUGCGACUCUCCUGUCGAAUGUGCACAAUGCUACGGCACAAGUGGUGGAGUGCGUACAAUGCUACUGUGCAAACUUGUGUGAAACUUGGUUUCAGGAAAUGGAGAAAAAUCGCAGAAAUACCGAAAGCUUUUCGGCUUCAAAUCUGUAUAUUGGUGGAUACAGUGGAUACAGUCUAUGGUCCCAGUGAUUUGGCAGUGAGUCCAUCCAUACCCACAAUCAUCAACACCACUGUAGGCUGAGCUCACCUCACACAAGUAUCGGUGCUAUUGAAAGAGUCACACAUCUGCAUAAAAACAGCAUGAUACUGGGGGAAAUCAAAAUGAAUGCCCCCCCCCCCCCCCAAAAAAAAAAAAAAAAAAAAAAAAAGGGGGCUCUUUAACAGUAAAGUGUAGGAAAGCUUCUAAAUAAAGCUUACUUUUACACCAGUGAGCUUAAUUAAAAAUUAGCUUAAUUACGUGUUAAAAUUGACCCAGGAAAGCUUCUGAGCUGAGUGGUAGCUCCUGUGGGUAAUACACUCAAUUAUUUACAGGGACCUCAUACAACCUCACUGAGAAAAAUCUUGGGCUAUCCCUGUAAAACCUCUAAUAUAAAGUCCAAACCAGCCAACUGUGAGUCAUUGUACUCACUAAAGCAGUGCUGUAACAAGAGUACCCAUUUUUAAGCAUUUCAGAGAGUAGUUCUUCGUAACUGCUGAAUUUUAAGUUACAACAUAAGAUCUUCUCGGUGAUGUCAGGAGUGCAUCAGAUUUGUUUUGUCUUCACAUGCCAACAUUUUAUGAGCUAUUAUAUGUGCUCAUACUUGUGUUUUCCUGUAAAGACAAAUCUGUGUGAGAACCAGAAUGACAACAUAAUGUGUCAUCAGUUUGUGCCAAUUUGUCUCGAUGUUGUUUUGUGUUAUUGUGCAACAUUUGGAGCACCUGGUGGCACUUAUCUCCACCUGAGAUCUGUGUUUGGACUGAUUGGAUCUGAGUCCUUUCAGUUUUGUCUUGACUGUUAAAAUGUCUGACGGUAACCUCACUCAGAGCAGUGAGGAAACACAAUGAAUAAGACAGUGUAUCAUAAAGGUAUGUCUGGACUUUGACCAAAAUUGCUGCAAAUCCUUGUGGUUUUAAUAUUAAAUGAAUAAAUAUAAAGUCAAAGAUUUACUGCCCAGAGCUGUUUGGUCCUAUGAUAUAUAUUAGUCUAUAAGAGCUCUGUAUAUAUAACCUCAAAUGUUUUCCAGGCUUCUAUGUGACCUAAUCCACACCUAAUCAGCAGAGGCAGACACCCUGCACCGAGCAGGAAAUUUAUUUUCUAAUGCCUCUACAAUAAAAAGUAGUUUAACUGUUUGAGGACCGUAGGGGUGUACUAUGAUGUACAAGUUAUGAAUAAGAAAAGUAGUAUAGUAGUCUAGUAGAGUUUGAUAUGUGUAAAAGUCUUCUUUCUUCUAACCUCUGUCAUGCAUGCUGCUGGAACUUAAAUUUUCUUGAGGGGAACCCCCCCAAAAGUAUCUUAAAAAUCUUUCUUCUAAUCUCAUGUUUAGCUGGGACCAAUAACUUUGACCUGAUUUCAGCUGUUUCUGACUGUUAUCUUACCUUUGGACUAGUAAAUUGUAGGGAUUUUAAAUUUUCUUUAUGAAUUUUAUGUGAUAUUUAUCCAAACUCAUGACCUGUUAAUCUUAUGUUAAUCACAAUGAAAAUGUGUUUUUUUUUUUCUGGGCUCAUACCUGAGGUAGCCAGAGUGAAACUUUUACGUAAAUGAGCAUUUGCAGUGAAACUGAGACCCACCAGAAACAAAUGAAGAGAUGAAACACUGAGGCGAUGAAAUGAACCAAAAAUGAUGCAACCUAUCUGGGCUAUUUUUGACUCACUUGAUCUGAAUACACUGUCACUUCUCAAGUUGCUGACUGGACCGUAAACAAUGCAGCCAAGACUUGGCUAGAAGUUGUCAUAGCUACACCAGAUAUCCAAAGAGGUAGACCAUCAUUCCCCGAGGCCUAAAUUGUUAUGAAACAACAGCUAAUGUAUCAGGAAACUGGUUUAAAGCAGACAGCCAGCUCUCAGUUUCUUCUAGUGAAAAAAAGGUCAAAUGAUGCAUCAGUCACCUAUGUUCCCCAGGGAGCCUGAAGCACAAAGGCUCAGUUACCAGAAAAGUCAAAAACCAGUUAUAAUACUCCUCAUUCCUAACUGGGGAAUCAGUUUAUAUCCAGCUUACCCAAAGAACACCUUGGUGUGCACUUGGAAGUACAGCACAUGUUGUCCAGUACAGUGAAGAGACCAAAUGAGACCCUUCCUUCCUAAUAAUCAGAGUGGACGUCUGAGACCUCAGAGGGAGUCUGCAUCACAGAACUAAAACACAUUCGGUCAUUAUCAAAACAAAGAAAAAAGGAUGUGGGAGGCAGUUUGGGCUGAGCUAUUGUUAUGACGACAGCUGAAGUUUUUCAUUUUUUACCGCUCUGAUUUAUUCAGUUCAUACCACAUUAGCUGCUGACUCACUGUUACUGGAAAGCUGUGGGUCUCAAAGUGGGGCCCAGUGACCCGAAUAGGGGCUAGAAGGGACUUUGAGGAGGACUUCAGCAAUGAAAACGUUGUGACUGAAAUUAAGCUUUAAUUAAAUUAAUAAUAUUGUUAGAUGUUAGAAUUGAUUUACUGUGUUAUUUCAACUAAACUCAGACUUUUAAAAUACGUGUUUAGACGUUAAUCCAAAUGAAAUCCCAUAUCAUUUUGUCUGCUCUUUCGAUUAAUUAUUCAAAAUAUAUUUUAUCAUAAGUUCUUGUAACUUAUGCAUUUAACAUGUGUGUGUGUUCAAAGACGGGAAGACAGAGGGUCAGUCUGCCAGCAAAUCAGCUCCACAAACUCCCUCCUCAUCUCCUAACACUCCCUUACUGCUGUUUUCACACUCCCUCACACACACACACAUACACACACCCUUACACUCAUACAGACACACACUCAACCCCAACAUAACCCUGUAGGUCAACUAAUCUGAGUCCAAAAGAGUUCAUAAGGUAAACUUUAAAAAGUGUUUCAUUUCUUUUGUUUCCAUUGUUUGUUGGUUCUUUUAAAAGUCUGAAAGAUUUUAACAGGCUAUAAUAAGGAGUGAAACAUUUACGUUUGUCUCUUUAUGAUACACAAAAACCGACAAGGUCAUUAUUGACAAGAUUAAAUACUCAUAUGCAGUCCUUUUUAAUGUCUGUACCUGCUGCUAGGGGAAGUAGGUGUCAGUCAAAGAGAAUAAAAUCACCAAAAUAUACACAAACCCAAGCUCCUUACUGUAGGGAUAACAAUAGCUGUAAAUUAAGUUUGUGUUUUCUAUCUAUAGAAUAACUCUGGAAGUGGUCAUCCCGUUUUGUAUUUUCUUUUUGUUGAACACGUGAAUACACAAAAAAUCAUAUUAACAUUAUAUUCAUAAAAUAAAGCCCAAAGAAAUAACAUAUAUUCACGAGACAUGAAAUAUGUACUUCCUGGUGUAAUCACUGUCAAUUUGAAAGGCUUUGAAUCAACAGUCAAUUCAGUAGAGUUGGUCCUGACAGUGGAGGUCUGCAGCCAGACCCCUCUGAACAUUUCUGAAAACACUCAAAACACUGAAAUUUCUAUCAUGACUUGGUUCUCUCAUACUUUAGUUAUCCGCCAGUUUUUCAACAGUGUGUCCCAUUACUGUGUCUCAUACCACCAUGUCAGUUUGAUGUUAAAUAAAUCCAUUAAUUUAUUUUCCCCGAUGCUUUCUAUCCAAUGUUUUCCACUUUUCUUUUUUGUUAUUUUUUUUUGUUUUUAUAAAACUGUAAAAUACAACAAUGUCAAAUCUACUAGACCUCUCUUUGCUGGUUUGCAGAAUUACAGUAAGUCCUCAGAGGUCUGACAUUGCAGUUGUCCCCUAGCAACAGUCUUUUCUCCAUAGCAACAGUGUGCUAUAGAGAAAUAUUAGACUUUAAAAUGCUAUGACUGACCAAUGAGAAUCAACUAUAUAAUAACAACUGUAAGAUCACACUUGACAGAUGCUCUUCAAUGAAAGGAUCUUUUACCACACAAAGAAUGAGGAAAAGAGCUGAAAAAUAAUACCUAUGAUAAGGAGAAGGAGGGGAGGGAGAAGGAGGAGGUGCAACGAGUAAGUGGGGAGAAGGGGGAGUCACUCUUCCAAUAGUUUACACAGUGCAGGGGUAUAAAGCAAACCUAUCCACCUCCCUCCCGUCCCCUCCCUUCACAUUUACUACUCUUUCCAUGUUGUUUCUUCACUCCACCACCACCAACACCCUCCCCCUUUAUCCUCCCUUUCUCCUCCCUCCUCCAGUCAAGCACGGAGGAGUGAUCAACCUGAGAGUUUAAACAAACCAGAGUGCCGGCAGAGCUCACACACUCUCUCACACACACUUACAGCUGUUCAGGGCUGAGGAAACUGUCGGUGAGCUGUAUCGGAAAGCUAAGGUUGGGAUCGGGUGAGUGACGGUUACCUCACUUCUGUGUUUUAUGGCUGUUAGGAAACACUCUUGGCUCAGAGAGACGUGCGCUUUCUUUCUGUUACUCUGACCCCUCAAAAAAAGGUGUCUUGGUUGGUGUAAUGCAAUACAGAUGAGCAGAGCAGUUUGUGGCACUUUUUUAUGGUAGAUUCUGAAUGAAGGCAGACUGUCAGAGCUUGAAUAUUUUCUUAAUGAGUGCAUUUCUCCACAGGUCCUCCUUGGUUGGUCAGGUCUUUUAUGGAUCUUUUAGGGUUUUUACAGCUGUUCACAGGCUAAAGGUCAAGCUUCAUCCUUUUUGUGUUUCAGACGCACAACAGAGAGAGACAUCUUUACUUGUUGAAGGAGGAGCAGCCCCAGUCGACCAAGGGGCUAAGCUGAAGGAGUGAGGAUAAAACAGACCAGACGUUUGCUCCCCCUCUGCAAACUUUCACCUCACAGCCCUUGUCCAUCAUCCCCCCUUCCCCUCCAUCCCCUCGAGCCAAACCCACUGCACUCUGACUGGAGAUACACAUUCCCCACUGACGAGAAGAUCCACUUUCUGUCCAGUCUGUUUACAGAGCGUCACCAGUGGCUAAAGCUGCACCAAUGGAAGCUCCAACCCUGGCUGAGAUGGGAGACUUGUGUCACCCCUGCUCUUCUUCUCCAGAGGGAGAGACGGUGUGUGAUGCUCUGGCCCGUUUUGAGAACACCCUUCGGGACGCCAUCAGGGAGAUUCAUGUGGAUGUCAGCACUUUCAAGCUGGGUAUGGAGCGCCGUAUGGAGGAGACAUCCACCCUGACUGGGCCUCUGGGGCGAGCUGUAGCUCAGCUCCAGCAGGAGAACCGGCAGCUCAGGAGUCAGCUGGAGGCUCUUACCCGACAGGUGGAGCUUCUGACGUGUGACAGGAACACCUUGAUGAACAACAGCCUCAACCACAGCCAGAAUCACAAGAACCACCUCAGUGACAUUCAGGAGAACCAUCAGGAGAUAAAAGAGGUGAUUUAUGGGAAGGGUGAGGCUCACACUCAGAGCCAGGCUCACCUCCACAUCCCGUCCUGUAGUCUGGGCAGCCCAGCCCAGAACUACAGCCUCAGCAGUCAGUCCAGUCCUGCAUCACCACCUGCAGCCUACUCAUCCUCACCAAGCUCCAGCAGCCCUCCUGUUGGCUCCAGAGUUUCCUCGAUGAUGACGGGCCCGGUGUCCAACAGCAGUCCAUCCACUGCUCGCUUCUCCAGCCGAGCCACCUUUGCUGUGUCAAGCAAGACUAAUGUGAGUACUGCUGUCAUCUUUAAGAUGAACUUGAGUUUUUGUAAUGAUGAAACCUGUUACACAGCUAAACGUUGUAGCCAUGUAUCUUGUAAAAACUUAAGAAUAAUCUGUGACCUUUGGCAAACUGAAUAAUAACUUCGUCAUUCGUUGAUUAAAAAGUCAUCUCUUAAUCAUGCCUUAAAGCUCCAUGUAUUGUUGACAACUAUCACUUUCCUUCAGUGAAGAACAUGUUAGUCAUCAUUUAAGCCUUAAACGAUGACUCAAACCAGAACGAAUCCCUUUAAUUUAUAAAAGUAUUUGCUAACUGUUUCAGACACUUGCUGAGCACAUUGCAAAUUGUUUAAACCAGCUACCUUUGUAGUUUUUAGCAGUAUUAAUUAUCUUCAACCAGCUUGAGACUUGGUGAUUUGAACAAACAGUUUGAACCAUUGUCAUUUCUUUAAGUUAACAGAACUGUUAAUUUAUAACGUCUUGCCUUCUUUGGCAUUACUAUCUGCUGCUAACUUUAUGAAUAACACAAAGAUAACUGCUUUGAAUAUUUGGUUGACAUAUAAGUGAGGGAAACUGGACAGCUUCUUUUAACCAUGACUUAACUAACUACUUCAACCACUUUAAAUAAGUUCACAGUUUUAACCAUAAAUCCUUUUUUCAAACUUUAGUCUCAACUUCAGCUUAAUGUCUGAGCUAUUUCUGAGCCCCUGAUCACAUUGAACAGCCAUUUGCUUCUCAUCUUAUUGUUGCUGCAAUUUCCACUCAUAUUGUAUAUACAGUAUAUUGGCUUGGUAAAGUAACAUUUAUUUAAGUAUAUUUUCAGGCAUCCUUUACCAGCUGUAGAAGUAUAAACACCAGCUGUAAACUAAAGCUUGACGUGUAGAAAAAGAGAAGAAGUGCAUUUAAGUCUCAAAGAAGUUUGUGCAUGACAGUGUGUAGUUUCUGACCUCCUGGGCUGCUGCACACAGAAGCAUUUAACUUAUUUGUACUGACCCACCGCUGCAAACUCAAUUACCAGAUCUUUUUCAACACAGAUGGAAAUUUGAUAUACAAUUCCAGAGGAGCUAAUCCAGUAAUUGGGAUGUAAUUUCUAGUUUGGGACAGAGCUGCUGUGGCAGAGAGGCAGAAUGAGUUUUACUGAAGCCAUGUUAUAUUGUGGCCGGGUGGAUAAGUCGCACAACUCACUGGCUGUGCCCCUGUGGUUUUACAAUGGCUCACCGCCGGGAUGUUUAAGGAUUUAUGAAGUACAGUAACAUGAGUCGAGCUGCUCCUGGGAGGUGAGGUUAGUGUGGUUGUGUGGCUUUCAGACCUGACUCAAAUAUGUGUAAUAAGCAUUGUGAAAUGGAGGCUCUGGUUUGUCAUUUUAACUGUCAUCUCCUGCAAAUUUUGCAAGUCUAUUUUCAAGGAAUUUCACGUUUUAGCUUCACCUGAAAGACUGUGAUCUGGUGUCAAAAUAAUCCAAACCUCCGGUCUUAAAAACCUCCUUCUUUCUGAGCAAUCUAUUACUGGUGGGAUUGUUUACUGAGUUCCUGGAGAGCUGACAUUUUCUCAAUCACAAGGGUGUAUCAAAGCCGGUUUUAUGUUGUGUCUGUGUCUGGCUUACAUCAUAUCUUAUUGCUUGCGGUGACCAGAUGGCCUGUCUCGUGUUUUAGAGCACAGUGGUUUUUGAGUGAUUAUCAGGAAUAGAUUUUCACUGUCACCCUGGGAUGCUGCUCAUAAACGCACGUCCUGUGGAGUUGGACUUGAAAUUCAUCUUCGAGUGCCUGAAAGUGAUCACACCAGAUCAUAUCUCUGCUACAUAGUUGGACAUGUGCCUGUCUUUGACUUGAUUUUUGCUCUGAUGAAACCAAAAAGGGAAUAUCCCACCCUCUACCCGUGCUGUGGGUCCUGUUUCCCUCAAGCAGUUGAUGAUGAGUGUGCAGUUUUCCUCUAGUAGCCCUUAUUUACAGGAUUGCUUUCCUUUGUGUCUUGAUGCAUUUCUAGAAAAUCAAAAAGGACACGAGCUGAGAAAAAUCAUCUACAUGGGUUUGAGUGUGUUUAUGUGUUGCAACUCUGCAGGAAUUUCGUGAAGCAAACACUUACCAAUCAUCCCAUUGAUUCCAGGAACUAAGCACGCUUGCUGUUUGCUUUUUUGUCUGUUUAUUUGUCAGAUUUCUUUUUCUUGCAGCACUAUCCAAUUUCUGCUGUCAAUCCGUGUGCUCUGAACAAGAACCAAAAGGCUGAAUACUGAGUUCAAAUCUCCAGAGCGUGCUUCCUCAUCUGCUCAAAAACAAACAUGCAAGGCUGUCAUUUUUUGAUCACAUUUUUAUUGAUUUCAUGCAUGUUCAAAUAGAUAGCUAAGUUGGCUACUUAACAGAUUAAUAUCUGUACAUGUGUAUGCAUUACCAUACAUACUACCAUGGACAAAAUAAGGCCUUGCACCAUAUACUUUAGCCCUUGUUCUUGCAUUGUUUGAAUAGGAUCCAUGUCGCCUUAUCCACACAGAUUUCUAGUCUAGUGAGAGUGACAAAACAAUUCCCAGAUUCAUGACGGUUUUUAAGAGUUUUCCCAAAAAGUUAAGGCUUUAUAUAUGCAGAGAUAAAAGUCAGUCAUACAGGACUUUUAAAAAGAGAAGAGUUUCUCAAGCUGAGGGGGAAAGAGGGUGCAGUAAGAGAAAUGCACUCCUAACAGUAAAGUUUGUGCAGUGAUCAUGAUAGUACUCAUAUCUGCAGGCUAAUGCAACGACACAGACAUAAAAGUUAUCACAGGAAGAUUAGCAGCUGUGAUAAUAGUACAGGUACAGUAGACCAGACCACAGUGCAGUGAGGAUGAGUUUCCAGACAGUUUAUAGGCUUCAGUAGCUAAUGUUUUAAACUCUCCAAUAUCACUGAAAUAAUCUCUAAACAUUUCUGCACUUCAUUCUGUUGUAAAUAAUCAGCUUCAGCCUACUGUUACAUCAACAUUUCGCUUUAAUACACAGGUACAUCUCAUAUUCAGGCAGCGUACAGAUGCCUCAAGAGCAGAUGUCAGCUUUCAUGUAUCACGUGUACCUUUCUGUCAGUCAACAGAAUAUAAUCGCGACUUUUAUUAAGUGUUACAUUUAAAUCCAAAAGUAAACAGUGAACCCAGAGACUGUAAAUCAAGUGUCAAACUGUUGUACUUUACAAGCACUUCAAAGCUGCUGUGAGUCACUUGAAUGUCAGAGGGUUGUUAUUGACUUUUAAACAGCUUCGUCAUGCUGUGGAAAGUUUGACAUUUAUGAGGGGGGUAUUAAGAUAGUUUUUUUUUUUCUGUGAAACAGAGUUGCUUCAUCACAAAGCUCUGGCUUAUCUGAAAGUCCACCACUGACACGACGCAUGACCUCUGAAUAUCCUGUGUGAGUGUGUUUAGUGCACCAUCACAGGCAGCCAACUAUCAGUGUAGUAUUUUAAAGUAUAGGAUUUAACAACAGCAUGCAUUUCUUAUCAAAGUUACUGCAAAGUUUACAGAAAAAGAAAUUACUGAGAAAAAAUGUUUAAAACACAUGCACCUUCAUGCACACAUUAUGCAAAUUAUGGUACCUCCUGUACCUGUAAUUACCAAACUAUGUGGUGGAUACAUCGCAUGAAUGUUAUCUUCCUUGAAAUUGUGCGGUCAGAGCUGAAAACACAAGGAUACCUUUGUUUCUGUGUGUCUGUACUAUGGGAGAUCCCCUGCUGUUAGCCAAAACCACUGCUGCAGAUCAAAACAUGAGAGGAAGAAAAAUACUUUGAUAUACCGCCACGCCACAGGAUUACAAGGGGAGGAGCUAAAACUGUGUGUGUGCGUGUGUGUGUGUGUGUGUGUUUGUGUGUGUGCGUGUGUGUGUGUGAUUAGAUGGAUUUUAGUGAUAUGAGACUGUAGCUGACGCAGAGAGCAUAAGUGUGUGUGUGUGUGUGUGUGUGUUGGAGGCGGGGGGGAGUUGACACAAUAUAAAGUACAGCGUUUCAUAUCAGAACGACAAGACAUACAGUGUACAACUUAAUGCCAUGUGUAAUGUUAUAUUACAUGUAAUGUUGUGAAGAAAGUGUAAGGGCCUGUGUCCACCAAUACUGUUUCAUUGUUCUGGCAGUACCUAUCUUGUGUUCAAAGGUAGUUCUGUGAUUUUAGUGCUCGGCUUCUUCAGCACAAAAUUUUCUGUGUACCUCAGUGUAUUGACACUGAAGUUAUGGGUGCUGCGAAGUUUGUAGUUAGUGGAGAGAGGCUCUUGUUUGGCUUUUGGAAUCUGGCUUUAUCUUAACUGUUAGGCAACACACAAAUGUUCUCCUGCACUCUUGCAACUUCAUUUGCAUGUUACAACAAACAAGCUAUUUUUAUUUAUGCACACAUUUAUGCAUAUGAGUCAGCUGCAUAGACUGUAUAUACUAUGAACAACUUGGCUCCGCCUUCCAUCAUUACACGAAUUUGAAGCCAAAUUGCUCUCGGUAUUUCCGAGUUUUUCUCCACUUCCUGGAACCACCACUUGCACAGUAUGUUGUAUGCAUGUAUGUAUGAGAGUCACUGUGAUGACGCUCUGCUCAAACAGCAUAUCCCCCAGGUGAGUGAUGCAAUCUUCAUACACUCAUAGGCUGUAUCAAGUGUCAAUCAUAGAAAAGAUGAACCCCCUAAUAACUUUUAAAAAUGGAAAAGAGAAAAAAGAGGACUCAAGCACAAACCAGUUUUGCAAUAACUACAUAUCAACAUCCCAAGCAGGGGGGAAAAUUUUUAUCCUGUGUAAUAAAUUUCUAAAGUUUGUCCACAGCUCCAUAGAGAUUGCUGGAGGAGGCGGGAUGUAUGGCCUAUACUGCAGCCCGUUACCAGAAGUUGCUGUUCUCGCAGUGGCUUCUCCCAACGAGGGGGAAGACUGUGUCCAUUCUAUAUACAGUCUAUGGUCAGCUUCAGUUAGGUUUGGGUACCUGCAUGGUCAGUCAACAAGAACACCAUUAGCUGUAACAUAAAAGAAAAUAGUUUUUGUAACACCUAACAAGGGUGGUACAUGGUUCAAAGCUCCAGUACUGGGAUGGAAUGCUUCUUGUCCAAUCAGAUUGCUCGAUCGUUAUGGUUAUAUAACGAUAAAUGCAGCCUGGUGUUCCUGCCACAUCCUCACCCAUCAGAUGGAAACAGACAUGAGGAGGAUACAGUACAUGAGGUUCAGUAGGCUGUUCUAACAGGCCUGAUUAACGUGAAAUGUACACAAAUACACACACACACACGCACACACACACAGACAGAGAGAGAUAGAGAGAGAGCUGGCUCGACUCCCAGUUGAAGCUCUCUGCCAUAGAGGUGUGUGUAUUCAUGCGUCUGGCUUCCAGCCUGCUCUCCAGCUGUUUCUGUGCACCUUCAUCAUGACUUUCUGAGACCUGCUGAAACACACCUGCAGCUGGCAUCUGUAUGAGUGAUGAACACCAACUUUCCUUUAUUCUGCUCUGAAUGUGUCUUUGAUAUCCAGCCAUAGUUUUUAAUAAAAUAUGUUUCUUUUUAUGGCAUGAGCAUAAAAAGUAAUGACGAGUAAUGUAUUACAUUUCCAACUGUUCAGACUCGGUACAUGGAAAUUCUUGAAAGGAAAACCAGUGUAUGUGUCUCUGUGUUUUCAUUAGGGAGGUUUGUAAGGACAGAGCUGUUGAUAUCCUUUAAUGGUUCAUGGUAACCGGAAUUAGUUAAGAUUAGGAUUAGGGCAAAGACCUAAACCUCCUCAACAAUGUCUGCACUUCCUCCUCUACCCCCGUACACCAUCACACUUUCAUGCAACCCCGCUGUAGCCAAUUACAGUGCUAAAGUAGCCGUGUCAAUGAGCCAUUGUGCUGGUUCAUGUGCUUCAUUGCGAGUACAUGGAGCGGGGAAGGAUUACUGAAUCGACCCCUUUUCUCCUCUUCCUCUCUGACUCAUUCUUUCAAUCACUCCUCUUCUACAUCAAUCCAACCUGAACCUUCAUCUCACCGAUUUGCACCACAUUUUAAAAUACAACUCCCUUUUUUCUUGUUUUCUGGUCCGUGAUGCACCGAACAUUUCCUGUCAGUAACAAGUCAGGACUUCAGGAAAGCAUCACAGAGUCUGGCUUUUCUAAGUGAUGAUAACAAAUCAGGUACUAUCUUAUCUUUCAAGUCGAGAAUGUAGAAUCUGUGAUUUCCAAAAAGAUUUUAAGAUUUUUAUUCGUCAGACCAGAAGUGUGUUUUCUGCUUUGCCUCUGUUCAUCUUGGGCCCAGAGGAGUCUCAUGCAUUUCUAAAUCACUCAGUAUGUUUACAUCCACACCAAAGACGAGCCACAGUCACAGCUUGAAUUAAGUUGAUCUCCUGUCUCAACAUGCCCCCUUUCAGGUUGGCCAAAACAAUCAACAAAAUGCCUUGGCAAGAUGCUAACGGGUCUGGAAUCAAACUAUGGAAACACCGUCACCUUUACAGCUCUGUGCCUUUUGUUUGUAUGAUAGGAAAGAUAUGUGUUGUCUUUGUCUGUUCAGGUUCCUAGAUGCACGUUUAAAUUCCAAGCCAAAGCUAUGGGUGCAAACCCUUUACCCAAGAGGCUCAGAAUGUUUUUGCCAAUUUCAGUCCAAUGAAGUUGUGUACAUGAAAAAAAAAUUAUGCAGGCACUGUCCAGGUGUGUUUGUCCAAACUAUGAGAAAUUUGAUUUAGUGUGAUUCAGGUCAGAUUAUUGUUUUACUGUUUUUUAAAGUUCAAUUUCAGUCGUACCAAAGCGAUAACUAGAUUUUUUUGAACAAAUGUAAACGUGCUGAGAGUUAUCAAUACUUUUCCAUUUGCAUGUGACAGUUUAACCUGCAUUUGUGGAUGCACAAGCAACAUAUGUUCAUGGAAAGUGGUUUCGAGAAGUAAUAUUCAUCUGAUGCAGUGGUUUUCACUACAGAGUCACAUCUGCAUUUCAGGCAGUGUUGCCUGAGAACCCCAAGAUUGUGGGUUUUCUGACUGGUCCCUUUUCUUCAGAAGUUUCUCCAGAUUUUUAAAGCUUUUACUGAUUUUGUUCAGUCAAUGCUGAAAGCCCCAAAUUCUCUUCAAUUCGACACAUCAAUCUGGUGAACGGUCACAGUGUAACAUGAAAUACUCAAACCCAAAAGUUUCUUUAAAAACCAAGAGACUACUCCUGCAAAGACUUAAACACACAUUCCUACAACUCUUUAUGUGUGUGUGUGUGUGUGUGUGUGUGUGUGUGUGUGUGUGUGUGUGUGUGUGUGUGUGUGUGUGUGUGUGUGUGUGUGUGUGUGUGUGUGUGUGUGUGUGUUCAUUAGCAGAUGAACAGAUCAGAUAAGUGCAGUCAGGUCAGCAGGUUAUCUACAGGUCUCUUUAAAAGCACACACACGAGGUGCAUUUGAUUUAUGGAGUACAGCACUCCCGUCACGUUACAUAAGAGGUGAGAUUUCUUAACAUUUAAAGGCUGAGUAAAAGACGUACAUACAUUAACUGUUGGCUGUAAAUAUGUCAUGUGACUUUACAUUUUAAUGGCGUCUAUAAAACAGGCUGUACACUAAAUGGCUCUUUGGCAAAAAGCACUUAAAGUUUUCUAAACAAAGAGUAAGCACACCCACAUCAACUUCAGUGUUUGGAUCAUGGUUUCUUAAAAUGAGCACAAAGAUGUGGUCACACAUGGAACCUCUUUGGCCCCUUUACCUCGCUGGUUCUUUGGCCAGUUAAGGCCAACCUGACCCAGAACCCCAGUGGGUGAGACACUUAACAAGGACCUCAUACAACCCCUCUUAAAAAAACUGAACUCGCUCUAUAACGAUGGGAAACAAACUGCGCAGAAGUCGUGUUUAGUGUAAGUUUACACUGGCGGGAAUAAACGCAGAAUUGCUUUUAAAUUAUCCCCACACAAAGCAACAGGAUUUGAUGGAAAUGUGGUUCCAAUUUCUAGGAGCUCCAUCUCCCCCUAACAUUACACAACCUCGAUGCUAUCUGUUUCUUAUCUUCAUGUACACAUUCUUAUGAGCAGCAGGUCUUCAGUUUUCAGUUUUGUCACAGUCUGAGAAUAAUCUGAUGGAUAGAUUGAGUUCACUGGAGGCUCUGAAAUGUUCUGAUCUUGGUCCAAACUAAAUUAGCAACUAGCCGGUGUGCAUGUUUGCAUAAAUGGAACAAAUGAUGUCAAAUGAAAACACUCAGCAGAGUGAGGUAUAGAUGCAGUGGUGUUAAAAGACGGAUAAACUCAACCAGUGCUGUUUUCAUCCAUGACAUCAAAGAAAACUCCUGCACUGGAGGGGAAUUUAGGGGGAAUAUGUAGAAUCCCAUGAUGCAUGGAUAGCCAUCAAAGUUAGCUAGCUUUUAUGAACUAACAACACACCCUAGAUAUACAGUAGUAGCCAGCACAGUCCUGCCGAUUGGCCCUCUAUAACAUCAGGAGGAUCACACCCUACCUAACAGAGCACACAACACAGCUGUUGGUACAGGCUCUUGUAAUAUCCUGCAUACUGCAACUCCUUACUGGCAGCACUCUCUGUGUGCACAGUCAAACCUCUGCAGAUAAUCCAAAACGAAGCAGUCCGACUGAUUUUUAACUAACCCAAACCAGCAUAUGCCACUCCGCUGUUCAUUUCUCUUUACUGGCUUCCAGUAGCAACCUGCAUUAAAUGUAAAGCCCUACUUCUUGUCCACUAAACUGCAACUAAAUCAGCUCCUGUUUACCUGCAGUCUCCUAUCCCAGAUCUAAAUUCCCUCCUGCCUGUUACGCUUUGCCAGUGAUAGGCGCCUGAUGUUCCCAUUGAAACAAGGUCCUAAGUCAUUUGCCAGACUCUUAUCUCCUGUUGUCCCUUGGUGGUGGAAUGAAAAACCAAACUCUAUCAGAUCCUGAGCACUGAACAUUGCUGUCUUUGAGAGUCUCUCUGCAAUAUUCCACCUGAAGGCAAGUCAGCAGAGCGAUGUCUAUGGUCUCUGUAUCAUUGUUUCGACAUGUAAUUACAUUCUUUGGGAGGUACUGUGGGUGUUGGGCUGCAAGAUAGGCUUCUGCUACAAUACAAGGCUUUUCGGACCUAUAUCGAAUGCUUUGGUGUGAGUUUAAUGAAGAAUUAUAAAUCAGGCUUGACUUCACCAUCAAUGGAAAUGUUCAGUUAUAUAAAUCAAUGUAUCAUUGGGAGUGAAGGGGUACUGAUGGCCUGGCAGUCUAAGCACCACACACUGACAAGUUGUAGUACUUGUUGCAGUUGUUGCUGGUUCGAUUCCCAGCCAGGACCUUUUGCUGCAUCUCUUCCCUUCCUCUCUUCCUUCACAUUUCCUUUUUCUCUUCAGCUGUCCUAGCUAAAAAAGAUAAAAAUGCACCAGAAUUUUACUAAAAAAAUAAAAGUAAAAAUACCGAUUUCUCAACUCAGUGGUUGUUUCAUAAGUGGGUCUAUUUUUUUUAACUUUGUUCUUAUUUAAGUAGCUGUACAUCUUCUUGAGUCAGGACUGUGAGUUUAUCUCUGAGAGACACUUGACAUAAAACACGCCGUCUGUGGAGACUUCCCACACAGGCUGAGCCGUCUCCAACUGUCUCUCACACUCUGACGUCUGAUCUUUACACCGUAGACUGAUUCCACCCAAACUGAUCCAUCCAUCCAUCUAUCUCUGCUCUGUGGCCCCUUCCUCACCCUUUCACCCCUCCCCCACUUUCCCCCAUCAGAGCUGUGCUUAAAGCCUGGAUUCCUGGCACCCCCCUCCUCUUUCUCAGUGGCUAUUAAUACAGUCAUGACUGGGACACAGAGCAGAGUUUUAAGAUGCUUCUGUGGUCAAAAACACACAUUAAAAAGCUUUUACUAACUUUACUAAAACACUAAACAUAUAAACUAGAAUUUAAUCAUUAUUUCACAUAAUAAAACCACCAAUCAUCAUUUCGGCGUCUUCUUUAAUAGGCUAAUACACAAUUCUGCUCAGCUUAGUUAUAUUUUUAUCUUUUGUUGCACUCUGUCUUUUCUUUUAACCCUUUAAACUCUGUAUUUUUGUCUGACUUAUGGUUCUGUGUUGUAACUCUUAUUUGACCAUUAUGUAAAUUUCUAGAGAUUUUUCUAAUAAAGAUGUGACAGGCAAUUGAUCUGCACUGUUAUCAGAGAAAUGAAACAAGUGAAAACAGGUCACAGCUGAAAAAAGAGAGUAAAAGGAGUGUGUAUCUUUGUGUGUUUUUGAGUGAGUGAGUGAGUGAGUGUGUGUGUGCGUGUGUGUUCUCAUGCUGGGGGUUUUACAGAGGUAUGCAGCCACUCCCAGGCUACCCCUGGCUCUCUUAAUGACUUCCAGACAAUAGGCCGUGUUCCCGUCAUCAUCUCUGUGGAGACAGGUUAAUAAGUGACCGGUCGGUGGGACAGCUUGCCCCCUCUGCCCUCCAGACCAGAGACUUACUGGAAAUCAACUUCAGGAGUUAACGUACCUCUUUGGCUGUAUCAGCGCAGUGCAUCAUGGGAAGCUGCAGUUACAUCUAGUAUUAAGAGGACUACUUCAGAAACUCUUUUUAAAUCCCUCUUCACACACGCCCUCUGGAAAAUUUACAGUCAAUUUUUGGACAGCCUCUGCAUGAAAUCACACCUCAUUAGUAGCAAAGACUGUCACGUGCAUUCAGUGUUUUUAUGAAGAAAAUACUUCACCGUACUCUCACCUGCAAUUAUAGUUUUUAUAUCCUCCUCCUUCAAAGGCUGCAUAUGUUUCCCUCUCAACUCAAAGUGGUAUCUCCAGUGAUCUUCCUCAUGGAGAAAUUGCAGGCUGCAUGAAUGUAUUUGAAGAACAGGUGGUUUGACCGUGUCUCUCUUCCUCUGAGGAGAUUCCUCUGGAGACUCCUGAGAGGAAAUUACAGAGCAGGAGUCGCUAACUGCUUCCUGUAAGGAGACUCUGAUAUCUGUGCAGUAGCUGCGUUUACACAUGAUCAUGCUUUUUCCUACUCUUAUGUUACAGUUGCACUCAUACUUGAGCUGUCUUUGCUGCUGUUUUACUGGUGUUUCAGUACAAUGCAAAGACUAGCUUCAUCAAAAUUCAAACUUGAACAAAAGUGGAAGUUUUUUUUUUUAAGUGAAGGACUUUUUAGAUGGCUUAAAUAUGUAUUUCCCUCAUCUGCAGUGGUGCCAAGAUUUGUUGACCGGUAGUAACUGUUGCUAGCUUCUCCGAACAGGAGCUAUGCUGAAGGUCAUCUACUGUAUUUUUUUUGUAUUUUGUUUAUUUAGCACAGAUUAAAAACAGUGCAAGGAGGGAACGAAGCCGAUGGGCUUAUACAGAGUUCCACUCCCGUCAGGUCAGAGAAAACAUAAGGUGCAGACAACUAAGUACACAGACUGGAACACAGACAAAUCAGCAAACAGUGAUAAAGAAAAUAAAGUAUUUAUAAAAAGGAAAGAGACUACUGCACAGUGUUCACUCUCUAUUGACGAGAAAAAAAAACUUUACAAAUGUUGCACUUAUGGGUAAAUGGUACAAUGGUAAGCCAUUGAGAAAGCAGCAUUUGUCUGAUUGAGGGUGAAAUGUUAAAACCUUCAUCUCCACAAGGUGGCAGUAUCGACAAUAAAGGCUCAGGGAGAUGUGCGUCUGCCAGUCACUCAUGUUUACAUAGCAUUAGCAUCCAUGUUCGCAUCAUUUUUUGUUUUUUUUUUAACUUAUUUUUUUACUACUUAAAGUGUUCUCAGUGGUCUUUCAAUUGUCAUUAUUGAAAAGGGCUUUUCUUCUGCAGAGCUCCAGUAGCUCAUUAGCCAUUCGCCUCUGAGUCGUGGACAGAGACAGCGCUGCUCUGCACGCUCCUCUUCAUGCUAGCUUGCUGCUUAACAUUGCUUGUGCAGCAGAAGUGUCAGGUAUCAUAGAAGCUAUUCAGCUCUUUUACACUAAUGUCUUAAGGGACAUGAUGAAAGUUAAUAUUAUUAUUAUUAGCUUUCUUACGAGCAGUGCAACCCGCUACCGCACACUCUUUUUCCGCAAUCGUCCUCUCUACUCCUUCUCUAUAUGCAGACUGUAGCCUGCAUAGCGAGGCUCCAGGGGCGGAGCUUGGAUUUGCUACAUAGGAAAUCUCACUGUUUCUGAAUCUGCCAUUCAGGUCUGCCAGAGAUUCACAGCAAUUUGAAUGCAGAAAUACCCAGAAGUGCAAUUUUGCACUUAGUUCUCUCAUGAUAUGUCCUGUAGCAUCAGAAAAAUCCCAUAUGAACAUAUUUUUUAUAUGUUCAUAUGGGAUUUUUUUUAUGCUAAUCUUGGCACCACAAGAAAAACACGAUUUUCUUAAUAGUGGGUCUUUUAGAGAGGUAGAGAAAAGCAAGGCCUCUGCCUCAGCAUGUCCACUACACUCCUGUGACUCCUGAGACUCCUGUGAGAUAAGUUUGUCUAUGGAGCUGACUCCAGUUGGUGCAGAACCCACUAAACCUAUGUGCAAAAGACACAACAUGCAAACACCAGUGUGUCUACAUACACAGUACAGUCAUGCUACUGUUGAUUAAAACAAAACCUUUGAGCAGGUUUUGGGGGUAAAACUGUGACUGCUUCAUGGAGCUCUAACCCAUCUAUGUGUCCCUGUUCUGCAUGCACUGUAUGUGUUUCCCAGCAGAUAUCAACGAACCCUCAUCAAAUACUCACCCCCCUGCAGUCGAGUUGUCCCAACCUCAUCUCACCUCACUUCACUCCCACCCCACAGAGUCUUUAUUAAAGUGUCAGUGAUGUAGACACCUCUGACAGCUAGACAAUAUCCUCUGACCAAACACAGGAGGAGGCUCUCACCCAGCUGCCUCGAACCUCCUCUUGUUUGAACAGACAGCUUUCCAAAGACACCAGGUACCCCAGUAACAGCAGAGUUAUGGCAUCUGUUUCCAGUUUACCUCUUUUUAACAGACGCUGAAGAGCAAAGUAGAGCCACUUCAUAAUUUCAAUCUCAGUGUGAUAACCCAUUCCAGCACGUGAACAAGAGGAGAAACCAAGAAAAACCUUUGUCUUAGCACUUUAUAGGUGGCGACCAGCUUGGAGAACCACUACCACCUCCUAUCUUUAGCAUGUGCUCAUUCAAAAUACUAAUUUAUCUCUUUUCCUCUUUUAAAGGACAGUGAUUGAAAACACUGAUUUAUUUCAAGUUUCUAGGGGCUUAUACUGUCAUCAGAUAGUAAUCAUUAAUGAGUUCACAUGGGUGUUGGGGUUGCUCUGAUUGUAACCCUCGUGAGUUUGGCUAACCUUGGCUGGGAAAACAACAAACAGCUGUUUACAAUUCAUUUUACUGUCUUUUUUUCCUGUUUGUUUUUGUUUGCGAAAGGUAUUUCCUGCCUGUUUGGAACACCAGGAUUUGUUUCUUUCUGCACAGGGCAUUUUAGCAUUUCAAAUACCGACCUGAGGUAAAAACUGCAGAAAUUCAGUGCAAUCAAAAUCUUUAUCCCUCUUCAUCUUCCCCAUCGUGUUUGUCCUCCUCCGCUCUCAUGCACCCAAAAAGCUCUUCACAUUCCUCUGUUUCAUUUAUUUUAUCCAAACAUUUUAUAGUUUCCCUCUCACGAUGUGGUGACGCACUCUCAGGGAAAGGAGGAUAAGUAAUUCCCAGAAAGGAGAAAAGGGAGCUUUUGUCCACUUACUCAUCUGUCGCUGUUUUAUGAGACUGUUGGGAGAGUAUGUACCCGCUUUUAUAGGUUUUUCUCCUCUGUUGCGCUAAUAGAGGGUGACAACUGCUGAAACCCUCCUGGAAUAAACAACUGGUUGAUCCCCUUUAGGCUUUAACUUGGUCUGAUUUCAGUGGAAGCAAAAGGCAAACACAACUCCUGAUUGACAACAAAGGCUUUUUCAAACGACACAGCUCAGCUUGGUCUAUUUUCGAGACAUCUUGACAUGAUGGUUUCUACUUUUAGCUGCUUAUCAGAAGCAGCAAACACUCAAGUGGACACGUGUGUGCUAUAGAAAGAAACGUGCCUUGUGUAGCUGUGUGGUGCUGACUGAUGUGGGUUUGUGGGGCUGCCACCAGCUCGCAGUCAGAAGUGAUGAUGUCUUUGAAUUGGACUUCGAAUUUACAGGGAUGUCAAGAGUGACAGAGACUCAACCAGAGUGUCUUCAGUUCUUUGUAGAAACUGGAAGGAAAAUAUGAUAAUAACACAAAGUUUCUUUAAUGUCAGUUGUGUUUGCCAAGUCUGCUAAAGCUUGGACCUGGAAAUACUGGGACUCACAUUGUCUGACCUAAGUGCCAUGAACCUGGAGUGCAUGUUUCAGUUGUGUAAGGCUGCACAAUCUGUCUGUAUCCUGAUGGAAUUCUGAUAUCUUUAAUGAACUGUGGUCAUAAAGAUACUCAGGACCAGCUUUCUCAAACUGCUGCAGAUAGUUACCAUGUAAACGGAGUCAGUUAAGAGCCGCUGUAUAUUUACAUAAGCCUUUAUUGCCUGUGCAGACUCAAAUAUAAACCCUCUGACUCAAUGUAAAUGUUUGCUGUGUAGCAGCUGCUUGCAGCAAUAUUGACCUCUGUAGUAGAACAUUGCCUCUUAAAGCUUCCUGGUCGUGGUUAACCUCUGAAGAUUUCAGACCGGCUUUUAUCAGCUGGUUUCAUGAGGAAAAUAAGGGAAAGGGAGAGAGGGAGGGAUUUCUUUUUCUACACCUACUAAAAUGCCAAAAAUGUACCAAAGCUCACUUUGGGCAAACAGGAUUAAAGACAUUAUUCUGAUAAAGCUAAGUUUUCUAAAACCAGCCACAAACACAGCUUAAAGUUGACUUAAGUCAUCUGCCUUUUGUCUCACUUGUUUGAAAACACACCAUUGGUUAUGUCAUGAUGCAAUAAUAAUAGACAGUCAGACAGACACUUUUCUUGAAGAUGCACUUUCAUCAUCUCCUUUUUUGGAUAAGACAUCUAAAAGUCGAAGAAAGUCUGUAGCAAACAGCGGCAUUCAUAGAGGAAGGGAACUCCUGGUGGUGCAGGAUGCAGACUUCAGCUGUAAGUGUAAAAUGAUGGUAACCUCUGAUUUAGAAAGGUCUUGAAGCACUGCUGGAACCAAAUCCCAUUUAUGUCAGCAGCAUCUCAAGAUUCAUGGACCAACAGUUUACACACCUGUAUGACCAAGUGACCUAAAUCACCUUGGCUCUCCAAAGUUGCUUCUCUUUCUCCUCUGACCCAUUGAGUCUUGUUCUUCCUCUGUAAACUCUAAACACCAGUGGUCAAAGAAAAGGAUGGGUCAUCUCUUCUUUGCUAAGCCAGAUCACUAUGAUGAUCAUCUUAAAUGGGUUGCUAGGAUACCAACCCCCAAGCCACUGGUGGUAGUGGGUAGCACAAGACUUGGCAGACUGGUCAUAGAGAGUGAGAUUUUCCAAACCACAACAAUCAGCGUUAUUGUAAGAUGAGUGCAACUCCUGUACAGGUAGCUGGCAGGGUGGCUAGGCACAAGAAAGAGCUACACAUCUGCAUGGAAACGGCACAUUGCUGAAUUAAAUGUUUUCGACCAACAAGAGAUGCUUGCACACUCACGUCUUUAUUUAAGAAGGUGUCUGUUGUCCAAAAACAAAGCAGAGAUCAGUCAGCGUCAGUAUGCGUACACAUGAUGUUCUUACGCCUAAGUGUGAGUGUGUUUUUGCAUGCUUGUAUGUGUCAGAUCUCUGCCAUGUGAAGUGUUAAGCAGCAGUAUGUUCUGCCAAAAAAAACACCUUCAGAUAGAGCUGAGAGUUUACCAGAACCUCUACAGCCUGACUAUCAGGUUUCCCCCUCUGACCCACCGAGGACGCCUGAUGAUCGCGAUGCUUAAGCAGGGAAAGAUCCCCUCCCCAGUGCCAGACAUUCUGCAAUCCGUCCCCCUCCUCCUCUUCCUUCUCCUGCUGCUGCUGCUGCUGGACACACAAAUGAUUUUACCUUAUUUCCCAUCAUGCAUUUCCAGUCCAUCACCUCAAACCCCGAUGUCUCCCUCACCUUUUCAUACACGAUGAUAUUCUUUGCACUUUUCCCCUAUUCCCUGCCAGGUGUGUCUGUCAUCCCCGCUCAACACCAUACACACACACACACGCACGCACGCACACACACACACAAGCAUUCCUUUAUGAUGAGCUCAGUCAAACACGCACUGUUACACAUUUCUAGACAUUUCCUCGAGUGAGCACAGAGUGUGACUCACAGCAGAAGCAGUAUUUUGUUUUUACUUUGUGUGUGUGUGUGUGUGUGUGUGUGUGUGUGUGUGUGUGUGUGUGUGUGUGUGUGUGUGUGUGUGUGUGUGUGUGUGUGUGUGUGUGUGUGUGUGUAAGACAGGAGGGGUUACAGUAGUAGUUUAGCGUCACUGUCUUGCCAGGAAUUUAGACUUUAUGCAGCUGGAAAACUUUACAAUCAUUGCUGAGUGUCUCUGCUUGAUUUACACCUUUAUUUUUCUCUUUCUCUGUCUAAAAACCACAGAGAGUCGCAGUUUUAUUUUACAUGCACAGAAGUAAUAAUAUUUAUCCCAGAUAGCAAUUUAAUUGGUGUUUGCUUUUUGAGGAGUUUUUCUUCAAAAGCACCGAGCUCACGAGUCAAAUCAGGUACGAACUCUGAUAAUAAUUCAGACCUGCUACUUUAUCCACAUAAGCCCUUGUGUUUUAGGCUAACUUUAAGCCCUUUUUUGCCUUUAUUUUGAAGAGAUCACUGGAUGGAUCAGGAAACUCACACAGAGAUGGGGUGACAUGAGGGGAAAGGUGUCACAGGCUGUAAUCAAACUCGCUAGAGGAAAGGUGGCGUUGUACCAGAUUAGAGACAGAAAUCUGUGUUGAACCAACUAAAACACACAGAACUUUUGGGACUUUUAAGAGCGAAACAGACAAGUUAAAUAAAAUUAAAAUAAAAUGCUCAAUAAAUACAGAAAUUAAAAAGGAUAAAAGGAGGGAAAAAAGAGUAUAUCCACAUUAGUGUAUAAGUGCUUUGUAGUCUGUUGUAGCCCUGUCUAUCCUCAUAAUCUGACUGUACUCAUGAGUCUCCUCAUUGAGACUGAGUCUUGGACUUGAGUACUACAACACUGGGAGAUGAUGUUCAUAUGAAAAGAACAUCCCAAAAGCAUUUCUUUUCUCCCCAUAGAGAUAAUAAAUGUGAAUGACUCUGAGCCGUAUAUCUGUUUGGUCACGUCAUCUGUCCAUUUAUUUUUCUGAUCACUGACAGCAGAGACGAGCCGUCCAGAUGUCCCAAUUCUAGAUCCAAAGUUGAUGACGUGAUCUAAACACAGAACCAAAGCAGCAGAUGUAUCAGAGGUUAAAUGAUGCUCUCGAACAAACACAGAAAUCGGCCUCGUUUCUUUUGAUUCUGCUGUGACGGCCAAGUUUGAAACAUAACCAGCUGUUCGGAGACAUUUGUUUCCGCAGAGACGAGGAUUUCCAACAUGGCUGUCUGGGGGUGCCUUUCAGUCAAAACAACUCUAACCUUGAGAAAGUGUGCAAAGCUAUCACUGCUGCACUUUUGACCUUAGCCGUGUUGGUCUUUGCCAAAUGAGGCUGAUUAUCAACACACAAAGCUCUGUCUUCGUCUCUAACAGGGCCACAUGAGAGGUGACAGCUUGACCCAGAACCUAUGUGGGUCAGCAGCACCGUGUGAGAUAAAAGUAUCUGCUCUGGCCUGGGAUGAACUGUUUCCAUGCUGCUGAUUGUGUUUGAAGUGAGGGAAAAGCGACCAGAGAUGGGGAAUAGACUUGGAAAUUGAAACAUGAACUCAACAUGUUGAUGACGUUUGACGCUAUAACAGGAAGGCAGACAGCCCGGUUAUUCCCAGUCCAGUCCAGAACACGACUACUUUAUAGGUCUACAGCGUACUUUCUAUUUUCUGCUCCAACUGGCAGAGAUUAAAAGAAAAGAGAACAAUCGGUACCAUCACUAAGCCAAUGACACCCUCUUGAGUCUAUCAGACACAUCUUCCUUAGUCUUGUUGUCUGGCCUUUUCUGACAUCAAAUACUGAACAUUUUAAAACUUUUUUUAAUCUAAGAGACUCCAAAACAGAAAUAAUGAACCCCCAUCAACUCUUGGAGUGUCACCAACCACCUUAGAUCUAGUUUAGGCCACUCUCCUCCCAUGGAGAGGUGUUUUAAUAAAAUCUUUUUCAUAAAAGUCAAGUAUUGAAAGUUGUAAAGUCCUGUUUUUAAACUUCUUAGACUCACUCCCUUAUUUUAUUCAUAAUUACCUCAUCAUGAUUGUCAUUUAUUCUCUCAAGGCUGGAUUCCUGAAACCUUUUUAACUCUGGCAUCAGUUUGCCCAACAUUUUUAGGCUUUGUUUGGUUAUAGACGCUGCUGCUUGGCCUGCAACUACCAAGAAACAUGUACACAUCACAUUCAUACUUGCUGCUCUACACUGAUACCCAGUUUGAGAAUUGCUUUUAGGACUUUGUAUGCAUUUUCAAAUUCUCAAGGACAGGCUGCAUACUUAAAUUGGUCAAACUUCAUGAAUCGGGUUGAUAUUUUCCAGGUUUUUCCAAAAUCCAAGAGAAAAUUUGAUGAGUUAUCUGAUCUUAGAUGGCACAAAGAGCAUUUUUAGAUACAUUUUACUCUUCAUCAGGUUAAAACAGGACUGCAGUGAUCAUAUUCCUGGCUUUCCAAACACCUUUUCUGGCUUGUUCUGGGAUGUUUUGAAAGUGAAGUGCUCCACAGGUGCCCCUCCCAGUGGUCACCGCCAAAGGUCAAAUAUGACCUCAUGCUCCUUUACAAGCAGUAAAAGGUGUCACUGUGUUUUUUGUCAUUAACUGUUUGUACUGUGUGUGUUUCAGAGUAUUGAGCGAGAGGAGCCAAUAGAGGUGGACCCCGCCCCAACACAUGCUACGCUAGAGAACGGACACAUUGCCACAGCAGGUAACACACACUUUCUACAAUUUAUGUCAUCGUUUGUGGUUACAGUAAGUCUGCAGGACAUAAAGUGCAGUUUUAUUGGUCAUUUCUGCUGAAGUGACUGGUGUGAUAUCAUCAGAGGUUACGGUCAAUGUUUUGAGACUCUUUAACAGAGAGCCUGUGUCACAACGUUCAGUACAAGGACAUAAAAAGCUGUUUUCAUGUUGUAGUAAUGUGAUCAUGUUCAAUCUUUUAUAAGCAGAACAUUCAACAUUGGUACACGGAAAGAUCUCACCACCUAAUGACUUCCCACAUGAGCACACGGCCCCCGUCGCCAUGCGGAUGCCCCACCUCCCCAUCACCGCCACAACCAAGACAGCUGAAAUGAAGGGCCCAGACUCUCCCGGCAGCCCUAUUGGCUCCAGGUCCUCCCCAGUCCUUGAGGUCACACCAAGCAGCCAAUCAGCUGUCAGAACCAACCAAAACCAACCAAUAGAGGAGUCUCCAAUUCAACCAGGUGACCUAUUUCAAUAUGCUUAUUGUAGUCUGUAGUGACAUCUAUCAUUAGUUUGUGGAGAGGUGUUAAAAGCCCAAUGAUGAUGGUCUUCUCAUCAUGUAACAAUCCUUUUUUUCUCUGUUACUGCAAGUCUCCUCAUGGACACCAUCACCGGUCAGAGCUCUGGGGUCUCCCCGCCUUCAGGGUGAGUCAUACUCUCAGACUGUACUGUGUUUAUAAAGAUGAGCAUGGCCUCUUGUCUUAAAGGGAUAUUUCGGCAAAAAAUUAAUUUAGAGUCAAACACACGGUAACACAGAGAUAGACACCCCCUCGAGAUGAAUGUUGCCGACCACUUGCUUCUUGAGUUAUACCAACUUUAGCAAUGACCACACGAUAGCAAUAGACAGCGGUCUGAGGAACCAUAAACAAACCUCAACCAAAAAGCCACUCUAUAGCCACAAAUAAGGCUCAGAACAGCACUUAACUUCAUCAACAGUACUUAUAGGGUCGAAGCUAUAGUACUAGCCAUAAAACAUCUUUUUAACUUUGCCCAAUUUCUUUUACAAAGAGUCUAAACACAACUCACCUACUCUCUUCCAGCAGCCGCUUGUUUGUAGCAAGACCUGAUCAGUCCAUUACAGACUGAAGCAGGGUGACACAGCUAAAGGAAGAACAUUAUUCAUUUCUUAAUGGAGAUGCAAUCAGACCAAGACGCUAAGGCAGGAGAACUACCGUGCCUGCAGUGCAAAAUGAUUAAUAUGGUGAUUAUUACUUCAAGAAAAUUAUGAAGUAACAAUCAUAAAUGUUCUUCCCUGAGCCGCGUCACCCUGCUUCAGUCUGUAGUGGACUGAUCAGGUCUUGCUACAAACAAGCUGCUGGAAGAGAGUAGGUGAGUUGUGUUUAGUCUCUUUGCUAAAGAAAUUAGGCAAAGCUAAAAAGAUGUUUGGUGGCUAGUACUAUAGCUUCGACCCUAUACGUACUGUUGAAGUUAGGUGCUGUUCUGAGCAUUAUUUGUGGUUAUAGAGUGGCGUUUUGGUUGAGGUUUGUUUAUGGCUCCUCAGACCUCUGUGAAUUGCUAUCGUGCGGUCGUUACUAAAGUUGGUAUAACUCGAGAAGCAAGCAGUCAGCAACAUUCAUCUUCCUAGGGAGGGUCUAACUCGGUGUUAUCAUGUGUUUGACUCUAACUUAAUUUUAUGCCAGAAUGUCCCUUUUAAAAUGCCACUAUAGAUAGUGCCAACAUCCUGCUCUUUUCUUCAUAACCAGCUGGGAGCAGUUCUAUUAGACAUAAUCAUAUUUAGAGUCAAAUAGACUCUAAAUCAGGGUUUUAUUUUUGGGUCUGGCUUUAAAUGUCUAAUUAAGCCAUUUAAACUUGAAUGACCUGUUACAUUUUUGGUCUUAAUAUGAUCACCACUGACUUUAAAAAACACAUGGCGUGGCCAAAAUGUCCCUCUUGAGUCUUCAAAAGAGUAGUUCACUAACCAAUAGAUCACUUCACUUUGGCUACUCCUUUCCCUUUUAAAUGCAAUGUAUCUGACAUGUGUGCUGUCCUGUUUUACAUCAUGCAAAAUACAAAUUUCUUACUGUUACUGUUUCUCCUUUGCAGAGAAAGCAAGUUCAGUCCCUGCUAAGUCAGUGACCUACUCUGGACUGCUGCAGCAUGAGAGGUGAGGGACUCAUGACAGACAUCUUUAAGAGUUUGUUGGAAAUGUUUUGUAUCAUAUGAACCUCCUCUGCUUCCAUCCAUCCAUCCUGCAGGGAUGGUGAUAUGAGCGCUGAUAGGUCCUUUGGGCAGGUUGGAGAGAGGAGGCGAGAGCUGGUGAGGUCUCAGACUCUACCUCGUAACAUCGGCGCUCAAGCUCGUCGGUCCAUCUUUGAGAGACUGGAGUCUGAAGCCAACAACAGGUUAUUGUAAUGCAGUGGUACAUCUGUAUCACAUACAAGCUUUUAAUGCAUGAACUGUAACCUAACUUGAAACCUUUGUGCACCCGUGCAGUCGCCCUAAACCUGUUGACUCCAAACCCAAGCUGAAGAGGUCCCAGAGUUUUGGGGUUUCCAGUGCCAGCAGCAUCAAACAGAUCCUUCUUGAAUGGUGUCGCUCAAAAACCAUCGGAUACCAGGUAAAACCCCCAAAACAAACCUGCAGAUACAGCAUCAUCAACAUUCACUACAACUGCUUAAUUUGACAGAUUUAGUGUUUAUUUAGGUUUUCAUUUUAUAAUUUUAGUCAUUUCCUUAUUCACUUACUUUUUGGAUGAUCUAAAAUGUUUAUGUAGUUUUUCAUAAAAAUGCACCAUUUUCAGUUAAUUAGAGGCUCUAAAUGAUUUGCAAACCAUCAAAUUCUGUUUCUAGCUACAUUUUACACAGCUCCUGACUUUAAUAAAAUAAGGGAUGUUGUAACUUCGUCAAUAAGUAUUUAGGUUAAACAUAAAAAAUGGUUGUUGAGCUUGAAAUGAGAUGAAUAAUCAGUUUUAAACGAGUCCGUCUGUCGUUUAUGUUGCCUUCACCUGCAAGCACACAUGCAGUGCUAAUGUGUUUAUUGUCUGCCCCUGAACUGUGGAUGUACACAGGAGUCUGUGUCCUCAAGUGUGUUCUUUAGGGGCUGAGGGUUCAGGGUUGAGCUGCUUUUCGUCAUGGUUGAAAACAUCUACACAUUUUUUCAUUCUUGUACCCUUUUCCACACAGCAGCCUGUGCCAGCUGCUCCAUGUGGCUUUGGUUACAGUCGAGCCGGGCAAAGCCAAGAGUCUUAUUAACUGGAAGCAAACACACUCACACGCACAGGAGAGAGAGGGAUGUUCUGUCGAUUACUUUACAUGCUGCAUUUUAUUCAAAGCGAACUCCAGACUAAUGAGGCAGAGCCUCAAAAUGACAUGAUGUCAAAAGCAUGUAACAGACCAAAACAGGCGAGGAGGGAAGUCUGUUUUUUCCAUCAUAAUUAUGGGCCAGACAGUGACUGAGGAGAUGGCUUUAUGAAGCUGCCAGUCACUUUUACAACUCGUGUUGCCUUACCUCCUUAAAUCUCUUGACUCUUCCUGCUUCCUUCCACUAAAGCAUUCAUGCACCCUUUCCAUGUCAUCACCAAAUCUCCUUUUCUUCUGUGUCUUUUUUUCCCUGCAGAACAUAGAAAUCCAGAACUUCUCGUCCAGUUGGAGUGAUGGGAUGGCCUUCUGCGCUCUGGUGCACUCCUUCUUCCCCACUGAGUUUGACUAUACCGCUCUGUCCCCUGCCAACCGGAAACUCAACUUUGAGCUGGCCUUUGGGACCGCUGAGUGAGUUUACUGUUGCUAGGUUAUGAUGGUUGUUCUGCAGCUCUUCCACUUCCAUUAGUAGUGACUGUUGAGUGUGUUUUCAAAUGCACUGUUUGCUUCAUUCAAUGGGAUUAAUCUAAAAAAAUCAAUUUAAAAAAUCAUAAAAUAUUAAAAAUCGUUUCAUAUUAUUAACAGCAGCUCUAGACCAGUGUAUUGCCUGUGCCAGUGCAGUUACUUCUGUCGUGUAUAGACCGACACCAUCGUUAUGAACAAAGAUGCAAUCAGAAGUACCACCCCUUUUGAUUCUGAUUGGUCAGUAAUCAAGCCCUUGUCGAAUCAGCUGUCAGGAAUUCCUUGGGGAAUGUUUUUUAGUUAGAAAGACUUUGAAAAAACAGUCACAGAGUGAUGGAAAAAAACAUGAAACCAAAGCUAAAAUUUUUUAUGCUUGAUAUGAUUGCAGUCUUCCAGGGUCUUUGACUAGAGUUGUGUCCAUAGCAACAGUAUGCUAUCAAGGAAUAACAGACUGCCGUCAUUGAAUAUUGACCUAUCACAUUUAAGCAUGUAACAAAGCCGCUAAUUAAAUCCUCCUGAAUGUUAGUAGAAGAGAAAUACUUAUAUCUGUGUGUUUUAACAAAAUCAGAAAACAAAGUUUUUAAUUUGUGUGUGUGUGUGUGUGUGUACAGAUUGACUGGCAGGCCUAUUUUAAGAAAUAUAACACCAUUUUUCAUCUUAUGAUUUAACCUCAUGGGAGAGGGCAAAUAAAUUAUUGCCCAAUUUAUUAUCUAAACCCAGACUAGAGUUGAUCUUUGAUUUAUUUUAAGUUGGUCUCAUUAUAAAACAUCUGUGGUUUCUUUGUUUUAAUAUCUAUUGGCUAAAAUUGAAUCUACAAUUGGAGUUUGGACUGCACUGUGGCUGUAUUCAUCUUAAUGUCUUUUCUUUGUUCUGUUGUUUUAUAGCCCUCUGUGGUGUAGUGUUUUUUAAGUUUAAGCACAUAAAAUAGCAUGCAGAUUGUGUUAGGCCUUAUUCCUGCCUGUUUUUCCUUUCAUGUUUGUCCUCCAUGGCUUCACAGCACACAGCUUAUUGUUUUCAGACACAGAUACACAUGCACAUAUAGGCUGCACACUAUAGAAUAGACAUUAAACAGACCCGCAGUGUAACAUGUAAUGUAUGUGAGGGCUUAAAGACCACCAGAGAACGUGUUAUUCUUCAACACUGCUGCUGAAUUAAGCUGAUUUAACAGAGCGCCACUAUUCAGCUUUAUGUUUGACCUCUUAAAGAGAUCACACAGUAGAGACUUACGGGGCAUUUAACGUAUAUGAAUGAUUACUUUAACUACUUACUAUACUACAAAAAACAUGUUUGUUACAAUGUAUGGAAAAGUUCAGAAAAAACAUCUGAUAUAGAUUAUGGCUUAAGAAAGGUCAGAUGUAUAUAGGAGGCUGAUAGUGUCUGUUUGUAGUUGUUUCACUUCUUUUAUCAGAAAUACAAGUUCAGUAAUGUCUAAUAAUCAAAUAAUAUAUAUAUAUAUAUAUAUAUAUAUAUAUAUAUAUAUAUAUAUAUAUAUAUAUUUUCUUUCUGAUGGAAAUAGCAACAUUUAUUGUCAGGGAUUACAUAUGGUGGUUGUGGUUAUGCUAAUGUGGGUGAUAAGAGGGAUUGGAUUUAAAGAUGCUGUUAAUUAUUGAAAAACUAUUUCCUGCUGCCCAAGCCUGUGCCCUGUUGUGUUUAUGUUUAUUUAGUGUCUGUCUCCUUCACUCAGCUCUUUGUGUUUUGACACCUCCUGCUAUUUUCUGUGCUGUGUUUCUCCUCAUGCCCUCUUUUCUUUGCCGCUAACUGAUCAGCCACAACGACUAAUCUCAAGUCUUCAGCCAUGUUGAUUGACAUCAGCACAUCAUCAUCAUCAUGUAUCAUUGAAAUCUGGAAAGUAAAUACACCUUUUCAGAGAGGAUUUCACUGAACAAACUGGUUUAUUUUAUUCACCAACAUGAAAGAAAAUGUUGAUAUUUUAAUAUAUACAAUAACCAAUAGACAAUAAAUUAAGUUUCUUAUAAUCAUAUGUAUAAUUUUUGAAUCUUAAUAUCUAGUUCAGCUGACUCACUCUGAUCAAUUUCUCCAUUUUUGUUUGUGCAGGAAGAAGGCAGGCUGUGAUCGGCUGAUCGAGGUGGACGACAUGAUGAUCAUGGGCCGAAAACCAGACCCCAUGUGUGUCUUCACCUAUGUCCAGUCCCUUUACAAUCACCUGCGCAAGUUUGAGUGAAGAAUAAAACCUUUUUGACCUUCAGCCUCCACUGCACCAGACUCUGGGCAGAGGAGGUGAUCCAGAGCUGCAGGGGGAGCUCUGUGAAAAGACUGCACUGCCUCCUGGUGGUGGAUCAAUAAACAUUCCUCCACAUGCUGCAGGAGGAGACUUUACACAUCACCUCACAGGUACACACAGGAUGGUGACUGUCUGUGGAAGAAAACUGUGUGUCCUGUGGAGUAAUGAAGAAGAUAACUCACAAAUAUCAGGGUUAGUUUGUUUUAUGUAUGUGUGUUUAUAUUUUUGUUUGUUUGUUUGUGAGUGUAGUCCAGACAUUUUGGACAGAGUCUGACUAUUGCGGUGUUGUACGAGUGUUCAUUUUACCUUUUAAUGUUGCACCAGUAGAUGAUGUAUGUUUCACAAAUGUCACUGAAUCACUGAGCUGUAGGUUUGUGAUGAAACAGCAAAAAAAAAAGAGGAUGCGUUGGCUGAUUGUCAACUAAUAUUUACGUCCACAAGUGCUGUGAUGUGUAAAAUCUAAUAAAUUGUACUGUUUGACACCA